Molecule: messenger RNA, 1530 nt
Organism: Paraphaeosphaeria sporulosa
Lineage: Eukaryota; Fungi; Ascomycota; Dothideomycetes; Pleosporales; Didymosphaeriaceae
Product: cytochrome P450
Exons: 3
Coding region: 1-1530 (509 amino acids)
Molecular function (GO): steroid hydroxylase activity; oxidoreductase activity, acting on paired donors, with incorporation or reduction of molecular oxygen; iron ion binding
Source: RefSeq, a predicted model, not a curated record
AUGCUUGUAGGUGACAGCACGAACCACAGUGCUCAAAUCUUUGGUGCUGUUGCAGCAGGCUGGCUCGGUUGGUACACGUGGAAAUUCUUCAUUUCUCCUCUGCUGUAUCGCGAUGAGCCAAAGGAAUUGCCAUAUUUGAUUCCGUGUAAGAUCCGGAUCAGCCUCCUUGAUCUGAGCCUAUAUGCCAACAACACUCUCAGAAAACGCUUCGGUAAUGACCCUUGGGCCGUCACGAUAAUGGGCGAGUCACUAUACGUCAUACCCUCCGCUGAGGAUGUCUUGGCUGUGUACAGAGCACCUAAAACCCUUGAUUUCGACCCGUUUAUCAAGGAAAUGCUGUCAAAGUACGGCAUCACUGCCGAGACCGCGUCGAAGAUGUUUGACACGCUCCCCGGCCAAACGAAAAAUUGGAUGGAAACAAUGAUCGAGAACUUCAAAACGCAGAUGCAUCCAGGUGAGAAACUCGACCAUGUUCAAACGCGACUAUUGGGCUUUAUUGACCAUUCGUUGGUUUGGGGACGACUCCACGGUCGCAUGGUACUCGAGGAUGGCGGCAAUGAGAGAGUGGUCUCACUCUAUAAUUGGAGCGAGGUGGUCAUUGUUGACGCGCAGACGCGAGCCUUCUUCGACGACGCGCUGUACAAGGAGUGCCCUGAUCUCUUAGCCCAGUUCCAGAUAUACGAAGACGAAGCUUGGAAGCUUCCAAUGGACCUACCUGAUUUCGCUACCAAAGCGCUUCGCUCUUCCAAGAUCAACAUUGAGAGUGGACUGAGACGGUAUUUGAAACUUUCCAGGGAUGAAAGGCCUAAUGAUUCAUGGUUGAUCGAUAUACUUUGCAAGGAUAUGGAUAAACUUGGCCUCGAGGAGGAUCAGAAAGUUUAUGUGUUGUUCUCGUUCUACCGAGUCAUGAACGCCAAUGCAUACAAAUUGGUCUUCUGGAUCAUAUCAUACCUGCUCUUUCAUCCGCAGCUUAUGGAGGAGCUGAAGGUCGAAAUUGAACCUGCGUUCCGGGAUGGAAAUCACUCUACGCCCGAUCUGAGCUUUCUGUUCGAUUCAUGCCCUCUACUCGCGUCAAUCUGUGAGGAGGUUCUUCGUCUGACCAACUGGCCGAUCGGCACGCGCACAGUGCAAACCGACACCAUCAUCGGAGGCAAAAAGUUACGACAAGGUAGAAAGCUGCUCAUGCCAUACCGAGCCAUGCACUUCGACCCUGCUGUCUUCGGGGCUGAUGCUACUGCCUUCAAUCCAAAGCGCUUCAUAAUGAAGAAGACACUAGUCACCCACAAGAGUUAUCGACCUUUUGGUGGUGCGGCGCACUAUUGUCCCGGACGAUACAUUGCGAGGAGAGAAGUGCAGAUGUUCACAGCAGUCAUGCUCAUGAGAUUCGAGAUCACUUUGUUGGAAGGCGAAGGUCCAGGGAACAGGUCUCAUUUCCCAAAAAUGGACGAUACACUCCCAUCGGGUGGCAUACAAGUGCCCUCGAAGGGAGAGGAUUUGAUCGUAAGGGUGAGACCUUCUAAGGCAGUGUAA